UCUCUCGACGCCCUCCACCAAUAUCGGCUUCGAUCUUUACACCACUCUCAGAGCCUGGUGGAUCAAUUACAAUGGAAUCCUACAGAAGUGCAAGGUCCCGAUAUAGAGGAGCGACACACUCUUGCCCAGCUAGCACGCAUGGCUGGCAACGCGUAUGCCCUUCCAGGUCAAAAGAAUUGGUACGAGAUUGACGAAGCAUGGAAUAUGAGCUUCCCCUUUGGCUGGGAAGAGUCAGAGGGAUUCAGAGGUCACGUCUUCCUCUCUUCCGACAACUCGACCAUCGUUCUUUCUAUAAAGGGAACCACCCUUCAAGGCCCAACGUCCAAGCUUGACAAAUAUAAUGACAAUCUGCUCUUCUCAUGCUGCUGCGCCCGAGUCGACCUUUCAUGGAUAUUUCGCACCGUGUGCGAUUGCUACGCUAAGAACUGGCGCUGCGACAGCAGAUGCCUCACCGAUGCGCUCAUCCAAGACAGUCUUUUCUAUUCUAUUGGAGUCAAACUGGUAGACGACCUUCUUCGCAUCUACCCGGGCUCCAACGUGUGGCUAGUCGGACAUUCCUUGGGAGGCGCCCUUGCCAGUCUGCUCGGCGCAACUUACGGCCUCCCAGCGGUCGCAUUCGAAUCUCCCGGCGAGCAUCUUGCUGCGAGCCGUCUCCACCUCCCGUUGCCCCCGCCUCCCCACAACGAAUCUAACCCAGCCUAUUCGGCCCUCGAUCAUCGGCCAAUCGCCACCACUCAUGUAUACCACACCGCCGAUCCCAUACCACAAGGUUCAUGUACAGGCUUCAAUUCACCCUGUGCCCAAGCGGGCUAUGCAUUGGAGACGCACUGUCAUCUCGGAAAGACUAUUGUAUUUGACACGGUUGGCAAGUUGGGGUGGGCAGUGGACGUCAGGAAGCAUGUCAUCCGUAAUGUAGUUCUGGAGGUGUUGGAAAGAGAUGAGGUCGAAGACGUCCCCCGGGCAAAGGUAGAGGAGAAUUGUGUGGACUGUUACAAAUGGAAAUUUGGAGAU
This is a messenger RNA of Laccaria bicolor S238N-H82, 1011 nucleotides long. RefSeq lists its product as uncharacterized. NCBI's taxonomy places the organism in Eukaryota, Fungi, Basidiomycota, Agaricomycetes, Agaricales, Hydnangiaceae. Gene Ontology annotation, biological process: piecemeal microautophagy of the nucleus; multivesicular body membrane disassembly; neutral lipid catabolic process. The transcript has 6 exons. Gene Ontology annotation, molecular function: glycerophospholipase activity. The record is from RefSeq and is a predicted model, not a curated record. The annotation marks the transcript as partial.